AGAAGAACAGUCCCGGUACCGACCAAGAGGAUUUUGGAGCUAGCGGCUGCAGUGUACCCUUUUUCUCCUUCAACACCAAAGACUCUUUUCCUUUGCUCUGCAUGGCAUGCCUGGAUCUGUACAUAUAGAACCACGUUCCCCAUCCAUCGUGAAAAACAAAAGGGGUCCGCUCUCUGUCCACCUCUCCGGCCUCGAGUCAUCUCAACUCUUCUUUUCCUUUUAGUCUCAUCUCGCGAUCAACCCCCAAUCGCGUGAGAGCAUUUCCAUUCCUUCUGCCACGCCGACCUUCCCUUUCCCUUAUCGUCACCAAUCAUACCCCGUUCAUCAUGACCAUCCUCGUCGGAAGGCCUCUCAACUGGGCCAUCACGGCCACGGCCGGCUCCGGCUUCCUCCUAUUCGGAUAUGACCAGGGCGUCAUGUCCGGUCUGCUCACCGGCUACGCCUUCACCCGGACGUUCCCCGAAAUCGACACGACCAACGGCGGUGGCGGCAGUUCUUCGUUGCAGGGCACUGUCGUGGCCAUUUACGAGAUUGGGUGUUUCUUUGGUGCAAUCUUCUGCCUGCUCGUUGGCGAGAGGCUCGGACGCCGCAAGUGCAUCAUGCUGGGGUGCAUUGUUCUGAGUAUCGGUGCCGCGCUGCAGGCAUCUGCUUUUGGGAUCCCGCAGAUGAUUGUGGGACGUAUCGUUGCUGGGCUUGGUAAUGGCAUGAACACUAGUACUAUUCCUGUGUGGCAUUCGGAACUCAUGAAGGCGGAUAAUCGUGGCAAGGGUCUCGCCAUUGAAUUGGCCAUCAAUAUCUUUGGCGUCAUGUCCGCAUACUGGGUUGACUAUGGCAUGAGCUACGUCUCCAACGACGCUCAAUUCCGCUUCCCUCUCGCCCUGCAGAUUCUGUUCGCCCUAGUUACCUUCCUCGGAAUCAUGGUGUUGCCCGAGUCUCCCAGAUGGCUCAUUGCCCACGAUCGCCACGACGAGGCCAAGCACAUCCUCUGGGCCGUGGAGAAAGACGCCACGUCUAUCACCGAGAACGAGCCCAAGCUGGAGCGAAACCUGGCCGAGAUUCAAGCUGCCAUUAGAGAGGAACGGGAGGCUGCCAACACUAGCAGCUUCAAGAUGAUGUUCAAGAACGGCGACCAGAAGUUCCUCUACCGAACUUUGCUGGGUAUCGGUGGCCAGUUCAUGCAACAACUGAGUGGUAUCAACCUGAUCACAUACUACGCCCCAGUCAUCUUCCAGGAGUCUGUCGGCAUGUCACACAACCUCUCUCUCCUGCUCGCAGGGUUCAACGGCGUCGCCUACUUCUUCUCCUCGCUCAUCCCGAUCUGGAUCAUCGACCGUCUCGGCCGUAGAAAGCUCAUGCUGUUCGCCGCCGCCGGCCAAUGCGCCUGCAUGGCCAUCCUCGCAGGCACCGUCUCCAACGGCAGCGUCCCCGCCGGAAUCGUCGCCAUCGUCAUGCUCUUCCUCUUCAACUUCUUCUUCGCUGUCGGCCUGCUCGCCAUCCCCUGGCUUCUGCCCGCCGAAUACGCGCCCCUCGCCAUCCGUACCCGCGCCGCUGCCCUCGCGACCGCCUCAAACUGGAUCUUCACCUUCCUCGUCGUCGAGAUCACGCCAGUCAGCAUCAAGAGUAUUGGAUGGAAAACCUAUGUCUACUUCUGCAUCUUCAACGCCUUCUUCAUCCCUCUCAUCUACUUCUUCUAUCCCGAGACGCAAAACCUCAGCUUGGAGCAGAUCGACAAGCUUUUCACGGGCGGCAAGGUGCAGCUGUACUGGAAGGCGAGCAUGGGUACUCCUGGCGAAGGGUCCCACGUUCUCAACGAGAAGGACUCCGAAUCCGGCUCUGGAGAUGUUCUUCGCGUGGAGAACAAGGAGGAAUUCACUCACUAAGGUGGAAGUCACAGUCGAGAGAGGGGUGACAUGUAAUAAACGAUUAGGCUUCUGCCUACAGGAUUGAGAAGGGGUUUGCAAUUUGUUUAGGAGGUGGUUCAUGAUAU
Molecule: messenger RNA, 1987 nt
Organism: Colletotrichum godetiae
Lineage: Eukaryota; Fungi; Ascomycota; Sordariomycetes; Glomerellales; Glomerellaceae
Product: general substrate transporter
Exons: 3
Coding region: 327-1880 (517 amino acids)
Biological process (GO): carbohydrate transport; transmembrane transport
Cellular component (GO): membrane
Molecular function (GO): carbohydrate:proton symporter activity
Source: RefSeq, a predicted model, not a curated record